This is a messenger RNA of Leishmania mexicana MHOM/GT/2001/U1103, 861 nucleotides long. RefSeq lists its product as hypothetical. The transcript has a single exon. The coding region runs from base 1 to 861 and encodes 286 amino acids. NCBI's taxonomy places the organism in Eukaryota, Euglenozoa, Kinetoplastea, Trypanosomatida, Trypanosomatidae. The record is from RefSeq and is a predicted model, not a curated record.
AUGACGACGAUUCGCAAGCUCACAGUUGUAGCGGCCGUGGUGGCGGCGACAGUGCUGCUGGUUGCAACGAGCGCCACGGCGCAGGGGGGCCAAGUGUGCAUUGACCCGGCAAACCCGUUGACGAGCAUUGACUACAGCAACGCGGCUGUGCAGGCCUGUGUAGUUGCCCGGUGCGCCGAGACGCUACAUGUCAUACCCACCGUAACAACAGACGGCUUCUGCGACGGUGUGGCCAUCUCCGAGUCGUCUGUCCCGUGCAACAAGCUGGAGAUGGGCUACAAUGCGUACUACGCCUGCCUUGUGCGCGCGCUGCAGGGUACGGAUACGGCCGGCCUCUCCGAAUUUGGUGCUGCCGCCAAGGAGUUCUUGAGCACCCCCGGCUUCCCGUACCGCCUCUCCCACCUCCGCUGCUACGCGUGCAACCAUUACCGUUUAACCGUAUUCCCGUCCUUGCGCAGCAAGUGCUCGAACUGGACAUGUGCCACCAUCUCUUCGCAGAGCCCGUCUGCGCCAGCUUAUAGCCAGCCGGAUGAGGGCUACAAUCACCGCCUGUGCAGCACCGGCUGUAUCACGGGCAUCAUCAUGGUUCCCUUCAUUGUCGUCACAUGCGCCAUCUUCUUCACGUGCGGGUGCUGCUGGCCGUCCCCAUCGCUGAAGACGACGUACAUGGCGAUGCUUCAGAGGGAAAGGCAAACGUCCUGCAGGCACUCCGAGGAGGAGGAGGACGACGAUUCGCGUGACGUGGAUAAAGGCUGCUAUAACGUUGCCCACGAGCCCGCGCUGGUAAGCGAUCAGAAGAACCACCCUGAGGUUGCGGCGCAGCACUCAGCGGAACAUAAGGCGCCUACUGUGUGCACAUAA